This is a messenger RNA of Marmota monax (woodchuck), 6938 nucleotides long. It is a transcript of the gene Cgas, whose product is annotated as cyclic GMP-AMP synthase. Gene Ontology annotation, molecular function: double-stranded DNA binding; chromatin binding; 2',3'-cyclic GMP-AMP synthase activity. The record is from RefSeq and is a predicted model, not a curated record. Lineage: Eukaryota; Metazoa; Chordata; Mammalia; Rodentia; Sciuridae. Gene Ontology annotation, biological process: paracrine signaling; positive regulation of defense response to virus by host; negative regulation of double-strand break repair via homologous recombination. Bases 144 to 1739 code for a protein of 531 amino acids. The transcript has 5 exons. Gene Ontology annotation, cellular component: site of double-strand break; nucleus; cytosol.
CCUCCCAGUGCCAGCUUCCAGGCCGCAGACGCUGCGUUCGCGCCACAUUUUUAAGUUUCAUUUCUACCAGUCAUUGCAAGUUCCUCCUUCCGUGGCCUUUUCCCGAAGUCGACUCUUCUUUCGAGCCACAGAGAGCACUAGCCAUGGACCCCGGACGCAGAAAGGCGACUCAGAUAACUUCGAAAGCCGGAGCUGCCACCCGCAAGCCUUCGGAGCCGGGUACGAGGGUAGCCCUGACCCAGCCUUGCGAGUCUCCCGCUGCUUCCCGGGCCGCCCGACCCGUGGGAAAGGGCGGCCCUGUCCGGGAGUCCCAAUCCUUGCAGACCCAGAGCGCUCGGGACCCCCAGGAGAAGCUGCUGGAACGUGCUCCCGGAGCCCGAUCGAAAAAGCCAUCUCUGCGCGCGAAGGGUGCGCCGCCCUCGGGCUUUAGUAGCACCGAACGAAUCGUGGCGCGCACGGUUCCAGCCCAGGCAAUGGAGCCUCCUGCGGCCCUGGGGCCGCCCCUUCCCAGGGCAGGGUCUCGCCGCGAGGGAGGCGCGCGUUCGGCUCGGGAACAGAAACCCCAGCCUGAACCCACGGAAGUGCCUUGCUCCGUCCCGCCGCUCCGGGCCCCGAGUCUGGGAGGGAAGGAAGGGGCGCCUGGCGGCUGGAAGCCCCGGGCUGUGCUGGAGAAGUUGAGGCUCAGGCGCCAGGAAAUCUCAGCCGCAGCCGAGGUGGUGAACAAGGUCGUAGACCACCUGCUUCGGAGAUUGCAGGACUUCGAUUCCGAGUUCAAAGGUGUCGAGUUGCUGCGCACGGGGAGCUACUACGAGCGCGUGAAGAUUUCUGCACCUAAUGAAUUUGAUGUCAUGUUUAAACUGGAAGUCCCCAGAAUUCAGCUAGAAGAAUAUUGUGAUAGUGGUGCUCAUUACUUUGUGAAGUUCAAAAGAAAUCCCAAAGGAAAUCCUCUGAAGCACUUUGUAGAAGAGGAAAUAUUGUCAGCUUCUAAGAUGCUGUUAAAGUUUAGGAAAAUCAUUAAAGAUGAAAUUAAAAAUAUCAAAGAUAUAGACGUCACUAUGGAGAAGAAAAAACCAGGGAGUCCUGCUGUAACACUUGUUAUUAGGAAAUCUGAAGAAAUAUUUGUGGAUAUAAUUCUGGCUUUGGAAUCAAAAAGUAGCUGGCCUGCUAACACACAGAAAGGUCUGCCUAUCAAUAACUGGCUUGGAGCAAAAGUUAGGACCAAUCUAAGACGACAGCCAUUUUACCUCGUACCCAAGCAUGCAAAAAAAGGAAACGGUUUUCAAGAAGAGACAUGGCGGCUCUCUUUCUCUCACAUUGAAAAAGACAUUUUGAACAACCAUGGACAAUCUAAAACAUGUUGUGAAACUGAUGGAGUUAAAUGUUGCAGGAAAGAUUGUUUAAAACUAAUGAAAUACCUUUUGGAACAGCUGAAAAAAAAGUUUGAAGACCGAAAAGAACUGGAUAAAUUCUGCUCUUAUCAUGUAAAAACUGCCUUCCUGCAUGUAUGUACCAAGAAUCCACAGGAUAGUCAGUGGCACCCCAAAAAUCUAGUAGUCUGCUUUGAUAACUGUGUGGCAUUCUUUCUUGAGUGUCUUAGGGCAGAACAACUUGAGCAUUAUUUUAUUCCUGUAGUCAAUCUAUUCUCUCGAAACCACAUUGACAAAAUAAGUAAAGAAUUUUUGUGCAAAGAAAUUGAAUAUGAAAGAAACAAUGGAUUUCCAAUUUUUAAUGAAUUUUGAAAUUUUAUUUUAAGAAAAAAACAAGAAUCAAAGUGACUGUAGUAAUUGGGAUUGCCCAACAAUGAUUGUCUAGAAUGAGUGUAAUUAAUUAUUCAUUCUCAGUUUGUCAUAAAUGACCCUAAUAUAAAGGGUUGUAGAUAAAGUGUGAAGGAUUGACAAUCCUAGAAAAGAGAUUAGAUAAGAAAUGAAAAGCAAAACAAGUAUUUAAAGUCUAACGGCUUUACCAGACUAGGCACUGUGGUAAAUACUUAUAAUGCCAGCUACUUAGGAGACUGAGGCAGGAGGAACACAGGAGCUCAGGGCCAGCCUGGGCAACUUGGGAGACCCUGUCUCAAAUAAUAAAUAAUAAAAUUAAAUGAAGAAAUAAAAACUUUAUCAGAUUGGAAAGUGGAAAAGGAAUAAAAUAUAUAUCAUCCACAAUUAAAUUCAUCAAGCACUUACUGAAUACCAGUUCUUACCUAGCACAGGUAUGUGGAAGGUUGUGAGAAACAGUGGUAAAAAUGAUCAUUGCUUCCAUAAAAUUGGUGGGCUUUGUUCAACUUAAAAUAUUUUGGGGACUUUGGGGAUGUGGUUUUUACCUUGUGUGCAGGAGGCCCUGAGUUUGAUCCCCAUCACCACACACAAAAAUACGUGUGUGUGUGUGUGUGUGUGUACACACAUUACUAUAUUUGGAAGCAAUUUCUGGUCUGGUCCUAUAUGCUAGGAUAAGAAAGAAGAAAAUGAAAAACUAAGUUUUAUUUUGUCUGUAUAUAUCUCAGUAAAUACAUAACCAUAUAGGAAAAUGUAGGAUAUUUCACUACAUAUGGCCAAGUAUAAAACUUAUUUUCUUUUAUUUAUUUUUAUUUUCAGUAAUACUUUUCUGUGUUUCUGAAUGGGUAAUACAUAUAUUACCAAACUCAGAGAAAGGGGUGUGGGGCAAAACAUAUUCAAGUAGCACUCAACCUAGAGGCACUGAUGUUCAACUUUUUCUGUUGGUACAUUUUAUACAUUAUCUGGUUUAUCUUUUUCUCAUUGUUUUGUAGUUCUUUGUGUUUUGGAUACUUAUCCUUUGCUGUUUAUGUAACAUAUAACUUCUAUAUGUGGGUUGUCUCCCAUCUUUUUUCUUAUCUUUUAGUAAACAAGGCUUUAAAUUUUUGUGUAGUUGAAUUUGUCAGUUGUGUUUAUGGUUUGUGCUUUAUACUUAACAACCUACUGUGUUUGAACGUACUAAGAGAAAUGGCAAACAAGCAAAAAAAUUCAAGCUAUAUUUAACAUCAUAAAAAAUGUACAGAAAAAAAGAAAAGUAUAUGUGGCCCUGGGUUCAAGCUCCAGUACACAUACACAAACACAAAAGAGAGAGAAGGAGAAAGGAAAAAAAAAUCAUAGUCUGAUUUGAGAAUAUUGUUGAGUUUCAAUUAUUUGCAAAAUUGUCAUAUGACAAUUGACUAUUCAUCUUCUACUAACUAUAUUAACCUUCUCCAUAUUAUGAUUAUCACUAUAUGGGGAAGAUAGGACAGCUGGCUGAGUGGUUGUAAAGUGAUAAUAUGGUAGAUGGACAACAGAUUGAAUUAGUUUCCUGUUGUUGUUGUGUAACACGUUACCACAAGUUUAGUGGCUUAAAACAAUGUAUGUUCAUUAUUUCAAAGUUUCUGUGGGUCAGGAUUCUGACUCUGCUCAGGGUCUCAUGAAGCUAUAAUUAGGGUACUAGCUGGGACUGUGGCAGCAUCUGAGACAGGAGAAAGAGCCACUCAUGUUGGCAGAAUUUGUAGCACUGAGGGCUUUAAUUUCUGCUGUCAGCUGCAGGUUGCCCAUGUUCCUUACCACCUGAGCCUCUCAACAUAGGCAGUCCAUGAUAGUAACUUAAUUCUUCAAAGCUGUCAUCUAACUAAAUUUUCUAUUAUCUUAACCCUUCUUUGUAGUUUCCAGCUUUUUUUGUCAUUCUGUAUUGCAAUCUGGAUUCUUUUCUAUCUUUCAGUUCUUGGUUAUUCUUUGCCUGGCAUGGUGGCACAUGCCUGUAAUCAGUAGGCUGAGGUAGGAGGAUCCCAAGUUCAAGGCCAGCCUGGACAUCUUAGCAAGACUGUCUCAAAAUAAAAUAUAAAGAGAGCUAGGGAUAAAAUUUAGGCCUUAAGUAGGCCUGAGUUCAAUCCCUGGUCCAAAAAAUAAUAAUUAAUAAAGAAAUGAUUCAUAAAUUUUAGUUGGCCUGUCAUUCUGGGCAGCAUGAUGAAACUUGUGUCAUCCUGCUCUGUCCCUGGCCAACCUACUCCAUUUUGUAUGGGACAUGAAUCAUCCCUUUGUCUAGAAUAUCUAUGCAGUAUAUGCCACCCCUCCAAUAGUCACAUAGCUUUCUUAGUUAUCACAUCAAUUGUAAUGUUAUCAAUACUUGUGUUUAAGUAACCCUCAUUUUAUUUAAUAAUGAUUACAAAGUGCAAGAAUAGUGAUGCUUGUAAUUUGGACACACAAAAACGAAGCUGUGAAGUGUUUUUGUUUUGUUUUGUUUUUUGGUACUGGGGAUUGAACUUGGGCAUUCAACCACUGAGCCACAUCCCCAGCCCUAUUUUGUAUUUUACUUAGAGACAGGGUUUCACCAAGUUGCUUACUUAGUGCCUUGCCAUUACUGAGGCUGGCUUUGAACUUGCAAUCUUCCUGCGUCCAGCCUCCCAAGCCACUGGGAUUACAAGCAUGUGCCACCCUGCCUGGCUAUGAAAUGCUGUUUUAAGCCUAAAGGUCUCUAUGAGAAAAGAAAAAAAUUAUACAUGAAGGUUGCUAAGAUCUACAGUAAGAACAAAUCAUCUGUGAAAUUGCAUGGAAAAAAUCAUGCUGGUUUUGCUGUUGCACCUAAAAAUGCAAAGGUAUGGCCACAGUGCAUAAUAAGUGAUUAGUUAAGAUGGGAAAGACAUUAUUAAAUUGUGAUGGAAGGCAUGAACAGAAAAUGUGUUUCAAGUGAUGGCAACAUUUAUAACAGAAAGCAUUAUUCCUAUAAAAUGACCUCAGUAAAGGACCCCUGAAACAAGCAGCACCAAGCUAUUUACUUGCAAGGAAAGGGUUAUUAGAUAGAUUCAGGAAUAGAUUUGGACUGAAAAAUAAUUACUGGAGAGGCUGAAUCUGUCAGUAAAGAAAAUGCUGCCACAUUUCAGACAGCGUUGAAGUUGCUCAAGAAGAAAGGAAACCAUCCCAAACAAGUCUUUAGUAGUACUAUUUCUCGUUAUUGUUGCUCAUCUCUUCUUGUGCCUAUGAUUAAAUUUAAUCACAGGUAUCUACAGGGUUCAGUUUUAUUUAGUUGUAGUUACCUGAGGGUCUUUGGAUGCAUCCCCUUCAAAUAAGUGGUACAUGCAAAUGCCCAAAUUCACAGGGUAUAUAAGCACAAUGAAAGUAUCAAUUCCAAUUAUUAUUCAGCCACUCAUUUAUCCAGAGGCAAUUACCAUUACCUUCUUGUAUCACAUUCUGAGGAUAUGCUUAUAUUUUACGGAGUUAAAUUAACAUUCUUCACUUUAGCUUUAUAGAAUGAAUUGGAAAACUCAACUUUUAAAAAUUUUUGUUAAAAAUUGAACCAGGGUUUCUUUACCACUAAGCUACACCUUCAGUCCUUUUUAUUUUUUGCUAAGUUGCUGAAGCUGACCUCAGACUUGCAAUCCUCAUGUCUCAGCCUCCUGAGUAGCUAGGGUUAACAGCGUGCACCACCAUGCCUGGGAGAAACUCAUCUUUUUCAAUGUUCUAUCUAGCACAUAGGAAUGUAUCCUCUUAUUGAAGGUCCUUGAUUGCCUUUUAUGUUUGUUUUGUCUUGAUUCAGUUAAACUUCCUCAGUAAAUUGUGGUAAUUAAGAAAUCACAAAAUGAUCAAUUCGAAGAAUUUUCAUAUUUGUUGGCAAUAAUUAUGCUCAGUGUUCUUAUCAUUUGAUGCUUUUAAGCCCCCAAUUCCUAGACUUAACCAGAAACUUGUGUACUUGAUCGGUCUUACUGAAGAAUCAGCUGUUAUGGGGCUGAGGUUGUGGCUCAGUGGUACAGCACUCCCCUACCAUGGAUGAGGCACUGGGUUUGAUCCUCAACCCCACAUAAAAAUUAAUAAAGAUAAAGAUAUUGUGUCCACGUACAAUAAAAAAAUAUUUUUUAAAAAACCAGCUGUUAUGUUUUCACUGAUUUGUCUCCUAAGUUAUUCAUUUGUUAAUUUUAUUUCCUUUUCUCUAAAGUUCUUGUUAAUCUUACUGUUAACACCAGGAAACUCAUGACUUGAGUGAAUAAUUUGUAAUGAAGGCCUAAACUAAUUAUACACAAAUAUAAUUAUAAAUGCACAAAUUCUAGAAAUUAAUAAAUAUAUAUUAACUUAUGUAUGGAGGAAAAGAUAACAUAAAAGUAUAAGGGAAAAUAUAAUUAAUGUGAUCAAGGAAUGUUUAUGGAAAUGCCAUUUGACUUUCUGGGAUGUUAACAUACAUAGAUGGGCUAAAAUAAAGAUAACAGGUUGUUUCAUAUUUUUGGUCUCAAACAAUUCAUUUGCUUGAUUCAUAUUUCCAAAUAAGUAUAAUCAUUUAAGAAAAGCAUAUGUGCCAAGCAUGGUGGAGCAAGCCUGGUAGACGGAGGCAGGAGGAUCUCAAGUUCAAAGCCAGCGACAGCAACUUAGAAAGGUCCAGAGCAACUUAGCAAGACGUUGUCUCAAAAUAUAAAAAGGGCUGGGUAUGUGACAAUGCUUAAGCACCCCUGGGUUUAAUCCUUAGUACCAAAAAGAAAAGGAAAAAACCCCACACAAAUAAAAUACUACUUACAAAUACAAAAUUAAGGUACUACACAGAGAGACAAAGUUCAACUUGUCCUUUUUAUCACAGAAAUUAACGUUUAUUUUGUUAACAGUUAUCUUUUUUACUGUCAUAACAUCUGAACAAGAACUCUUUAAAGACCGACCUUACAACAUUACAGAGAAUUUUUCAAAGUCUUUUUAAUAAAAAUAUUUUAAAUAAAGGAAAACCUUCUGCAUCAUCCUUCAUAAAUAUCCAUGAAAAAAAUUUCAACUCAAGUUUAAAUACUUUUGAUUUUAUUAAAGAAAGUAUAAAAUAUUGAAAUCUACAUUUUUUUUGCAGUACUGGGGGUUUUGGGAUUCUACAUUUUUAAACACUAUUAUGUUAAGAAUCAGCUGUCUCUUCAUACUACUGGACGUUUCAAUACUUAUUUUCAUCUCGAAUAACGUAUUUCUAAAAUAUCUUGAAUUCUGAAAAGUAAACAGAGAAAAAAAUAU